Molecule: messenger RNA, 390 nt
Organism: Parnassius mnemosyne (clouded apollo)
Lineage: Eukaryota; Metazoa; Arthropoda; Insecta; Lepidoptera; Papilionidae
Source: the annotation of a GenBank genome assembly
AUGAAGAACUUUGCAGGUAUAACCAAACCUCUGCACAAGCUAACCGAGGAGAAUCGAAAUUUCUGCUGGAAUGAAAGUUGCGAUUUCGCAUUCCAGGAGCUCAAGGACAGUCUGUGCAAAACACCUAUUUUGGGGUACCCUGAUGCGGGCAGGGAAUUUAUAGUUGAUACAGACGCAAGUGAUAUAGGACUUGGUGGUGUGUUGUCUCAAGGGAAUGGUAAUCAAGAAGUUGUGAUAACGUACUUCAGCAAGUCGUUGUCAAAGCCGGAAAGGAACUAUUGUGUCACAAGACGGGAUUUGCUGGCUGUGGUAAAGUCGUUGCAGCGUUUUAGCAAAUAUCUUAUGGGGCGGAAAUAUCACUUACGAAUUGACCAUGCUGUACUGAAAUGA